This is a messenger RNA of Amborella trichopoda, 3172 nucleotides long. The record is from RefSeq and is a predicted model, not a curated record. Lineage: Eukaryota; Viridiplantae; Streptophyta; Magnoliopsida; Amborellales; Amborellaceae.
ACUCAAACUUUUUUUUUUUUCACAUUCAUAUCUAAUUGAGAUGAUCAAUUAAAGGAUUUUUCAGCAUUAAAACAAACUUGUUCGAUCUAUUUUAGAAGUGUAACUUUAAUUCUAGAUUUUAAAGUUGCAACCUUAUAUUAACUUUUUCCUUCUUUUAUAACCCGAAGAUCAUUGCAAUUGCAUGCAAUCUUUAUUUCUUUAUUUUACAUCCUAACGACUUCUUCCGGUUCCAGGUAAUUGAAUAUGUUGUAUCCAAACCCUAAACUUCUUGAAGGAAAAAAAGCCCACCCGCUCCCCACCCGCUCAACACCCGCUCUCUAUAUCAGAGAGCUCAACCGGGGCUGAAAAGCAUCACGAAGAAGAUAAUCCGCAAAAAUCACUUUCCCAUUUCCAAACAGGUGAAAUUACUACCACCAGAGUUUAUCAAACAGGUUGGCAGCUUUCACCCUACCAAAUCUUCACUUGCAGCAGGAGUGAUUCACAACACACUGCGGUGAAAGUUAUCAAACCAAAUCCGAAAAUCUAUGAAAGUUGCAGCAGGAGUGAUUUCCAAUGACACUGCGGUGAAAGUUAUCAAACACUACCUAAAUCCCAGAAUCUAUGAAAGUUGCAGCAGGAGUGAUUCCCAAUGAUACUGCAGUGAAAGUUAUCAACACUACCCAAGUACAAACUGAUUGGAAAUAGAGGCUUGAAGAAACCCUGCUUUCACCCUACCAAAUCUUGAAAGUUAUCGAACACUACCUAAGUAUAAACUGAGUGGAAAAUAGAAAACACUAUCUAAGUACAAACUGAGUGGAAAAUAGAGGUUUGAAGAAACCCGCCAUGGCCGCAAGCUCUGCAAACAAAGGCCUAACCACUCAGCGUUUCUCAGAGCUGGAGCCCUCUCUCUCAAAGAAAACCCUAGACGUGCUCGACACCUGUGGCUUCCAUUUCUGCACUCCCGUUCAGAGGGCCACAAUCCCUCUGCUCUGUUCAUACAAGGACGUUGCUGUCGAUGCGGCCACUGGUUCUGGAAAAACCCUAGCUUUCAUUGUACCUGUCAUCGAGAUUCUUCGGAGGAUCUCUGAGCCUCCUAAGCCCCACCAGGUUUUGGGGAUAAUUAUUUCUCCGACGAGAGAGUUGUCAACGCAAAUUUAUCAUGUUGCAGAGCCUUUCAGUUCAACGCUUCCAAAUUUUAAGGCUGCACUUCUUGUUGGGGGUUCAAACAUAAAAUUGGAUGUCGAAAAAAUAGAAGACGAGGGAGCAAAUUUAUUGAUAGGUACACCUGGGAGGCUUUUUGACAUCAUGGAGCGUUUGGAUGUCCUUGAUUUUCGGAACCUAGAGAUAUUGAUUCUUGAUGAGGCGGAUAGGCUUUUGGAUAUGGGGUUUCAGAAGCAAAUAACGUCCAUCAUGUCUCGCUUGCCAAAGUUGAGAAGAACAGGCCUUUUCUCUGCAACUCAAACUGAGGCUGUUGAAGAACUCUCCAGAGCGGGUUUGAGAAAUCCUGUGAGCAUUAAUGUUCGGGCAGAGGUUAAGGCACAUGGUGAGUUGGCUCCUUCAGCAAAUGCAUCAUUUUCCAAGACACCUUUUGGACUUCAUAUUGAGUAUUUGGAAUGUGAAGCAGAUGAAAAGCCCUCGCAGCUUGUGCACUUCUUGUCCGAGAAUUCCUUCAAAAAAAUUAUUAUAUAUUUCAUGACAUGUGCUUGUGUUGAUUAUUGGGGGGCGGUGCUACCUCAGCUUGGGACUCUUAAAGGAUGCACUUUGAUUCCUCUUCAUGGGAGGAUGAAGCAGAUUGUGAGGGAGAAAGCAUUGGCCUCUUUUACAGCACUUUCAAAUGGUAUUCUUCUAUGCACAGAUGUUGCAGCGCGAGGACUUGAUAUUCCGGGUGUUGAUUGGAUUGUUCAGUAUGAUCCUCCUCAAGAUCCAAAUGUUUUCAUACACAGAGUGGGACGAACUGCAAGGAUGGGUAGAACUGGCAAUGCCAUUGUUUUCCUUUUACCAAAGGAGGAUGCUUAUGUGGAGUUCCUCCAGAUAAGAAGGGUUCCACUUCAAGAAAGGAAAAAUUCAAAUUUCCCCCUGGAUAUAAUCCCUGAGAUACGUGCUGCUGCAAAAAAGGACCGUGAUGCCAUGGAAAAGGGACUGAGAGCAUUUGUAUCAUAUGUUCGGGCUUACAAAGAGCAUAUUUGCUCUUAUAUUUUCAGAUGGAAGGAGCUGGAUAUUGGUAAGUUAGGCAUGGGUUAUGGCCUACUUCAGCUCCCUUCGAUGCCAGAGCUGAAGCGUUAUUCCCUGUCAACCAACAACUUCACACCUGUAAAUGAUAUUGAUUUAUCAGAGAUCAAGUAUAAAGAUAAAGCUCGUGAGAAACAGAGAAAAAAGAAUUUGUCAAGGAAACUGGAGAUUGCUUCUGAACCGAGGCCCAAACCCAUAAAGCCAACUAGUGAUACCAAAGGAGAGAUGAAGAAGAAGACACAAAGGCAGAGGCAUGCUGUUCAAACGGUCGAAGAUGAAGAAGAGAUGGAGAGAGAGUAUCGCCUUUUGAAGAAGUUGAAGAAGGGUGCUAUUACUGAGAGUGAGUUUGCAAAGCUAACUGGCAUGGAUGAUUGCUUGGAAGGAGAGGGUUUGCUGGAAUCCGGCAUUGUGAGCCCCGAAGCCAAAACCAAGAAUAGCAAGCAGAGAAAUCUAGUGGGAAAACCAGGGAAAUCAAAGAGUCGAAAAGGGAAAUCUGGCAGUAAAAAAAGUAACUCAUUUUUGAGGCAGUGUUCCAGAGUUUAAUCUGAAAAAGGCGGAGAGAUUUUUCAGGAGUUUAAAUAAAAAAAAGCAUGAGUGAUGAGCCUUUUUCAUCUAUUCUUUUAUUUUAUUUUUUUAUCAUUUUAUUGUCAGGGGAUAUGAAGGUGGGAUUUAGAGUAAGUGAUGGUUUCCGUAAAUUAUGAGCGUUGUUGGUCCUUUCCUCUCAAAUUGAAAUUUUGCGGUCUGCCCUUUAUAGCAAUCUUCUGUAUAUUAGAUUAUGGCUUUGCUCCCUUUGAUUUAGAUAACCCCUAAUUUUUGGGAGUUAGUAGCAUUUUAAGUCUACUGUUACUCGUGGAUUUGAUAACUCUCGUUAGUUAUUCUUUUCCCUUUAGAUGCAUGAUGAAAUGAUACUUGUAUUUAUUUUUAAUUUUGUUUGUAAGGAUACGUGAUUUUUUUGUUGAUUUGA